GUGCCAAACCCCUCGAAAAAGCUGAAACCCCUCCCCCCUCAGUCCCCCAUCCGCCGUCGGCUGCCCUCCCCACCCCACGAGACGGCGGCGGCGGCGGCGGCGACCGAGCAGCACCAGAUCCUCUCCCCCCUCCUCGUUCAUUGUAGGAGCAAAGCAGUAAAAAUGAAUGCGCACCUCAGCUUUGAGGAUGGCUGGAAGGUCCUGGAGCAGGGCAUUGUGACAUGUUCAAAGAUUUUGGAGGGAUCCACUGGUACAAGGCCUACUGUUGCUGAGUACAUGAAUUGCUAUGACUGUGCUUAUAGAAUGGCUGUGCAGACAACCAGCUAUUGUGAAGAGAUGUACAAUGGUUACAAGGCUACACUUGCAGAAUCUGUUCGUGCACUGGUUUGCCCCCAUCUGAUGCACCAGAGAGACGGCUACCUUUUGAGACAGCUUGCGAAAAUGUGGUCCAACUAUUGUAUCAUGGUUAAAUGUGUAUCUGGCUUCUUCAACUAUUUGGACCGUUGCUUUGUUGAGCAAAGAAAGCUACCUUGUCUUGAAGACACUGCUGCCACUUCUUUUUUCUCUACAGUCUUUUCCUUCUUCAGUCAUGAAGUAUCAGACGCUCUGCUGACUUCGAUUCGCCAAGAGCGUGAUGGAAUCAAUGUUGAUAUGGACAUCUUGAUGGGCAUUAUGCGUGGCAUAUGUCGCUCUGAAGUCAAAUCCUUCAUGAAAAAUGCUGUUGUUCAAGAUACAUAUGCUUACUACUCCAGGAAAAGUUCUGAAUGGAUUGUUCAGUACCCUCUACAAGAUUACCUUGCCAAGGUUCAGGAUUGUAUGGAGAAGGAAACCAUGAGAUUGAUGAGCUAUCUGUGUAUUGCUGAGGGAGAUAGCACAGAGCUCUGUUUGAAGGUUGUUAGUGCUCCAUUGAUGCAAACUUAUGACAGCUAUGCAAGAGAGAAACAGAUUGGUGGCCAACUUUUGCUUCAAACAUACAAGACUGUAGAGGAUGAUCUGCUGGCCAGAUGCAGUCGCUUGACAAUUGACAGCGGUGUGGACAACAGUUCUGGCAGUUACAUGGAGUAGAAAGGAAAUGUGCUUCAGCUAACAUUCAUCGUUAACCAAGCUUACAUACAGGAAGGGGUUCUAGAACAUGGCCUACAUCUGGGGGAAUUUUUUGUGCGGUUCGUUUUUUGGUACCAAAGCAGAACUCGUGUACUGUGGAUUUUGUUGGCAAGGUUUGACUAGAUUAAACGCUAUACUGAAUCUGCAGGGGAUACCUCUUUAGGCGCCGCCUCCUACCCCAUUAUGGUCAACAGCAUUUGAAAUGUACAGGAUGGCGGGUCAAUUUAUGCCAAUGGCAGUUUAUUUUGAUCGUCGUCUAUCGAACAUUAGGCCGGUCAGCACCUAGCACUCUUAGUGGCUGAACAUGGAUUAUGUCAUGACACCAGAAUGAUUGGUGCAUCGCCUGUGCCUUUGGUGUGCUUCUGAUGCUGCCUAUGGUUUAAUCUUAUCUAUGACUUGAUGCUA
Molecule: messenger RNA, 1509 nt
Organism: Aegilops tauschii subsp. strangulata
Lineage: Eukaryota; Viridiplantae; Streptophyta; Magnoliopsida; Poales; Poaceae
Product: cullin-1
Biological process (GO): ubiquitin-dependent protein catabolic process
Molecular function (GO): ubiquitin protein ligase binding
Source: RefSeq, a predicted model, not a curated record